AUGAGCUUUGCACGCACAACGGCCGGCGGCAUGCUGCGCCGUCUGGCGGGCGGCCCGGAGACGCGGCGAUGCACAGGAUCGUUUUCGGCUGCGACGACAACACCGUCAAUACACACGCCGUCACCAUCACAACAAGCAGCCCCCGAGCCUUGCUUAUCCGCCCCGUCGUCCUCCCCCCGCUCCGUGCCCUUCUUCGUCCAGGCAAGCCACUUCCACACGUCUGCGCCGCGUCCGGCCCGCCGCCGCCCCCGCUUCAACAGCGUACCAGCCGCUGAGCUGGGCCUGGUCGACGACGCCUCGAUCAGCGAAUUCACAAAGAAGCACUUCCCGGACGUCUCUGCAGAGGACAAGGAGGUCUACCAGGAAAAGUACACACCCGCCCAGCUGGCCGCGCUCGAGGCUGCUGAGGCUGCUGUCGACCCACGCGAUCUGGCGCUGCAGGGCCGUCUGCGCAGCACGGCUGCCGCUCGUGUUGCCGGCAUCAACUACUACGACGACUUUAGCAAGGUCCAGCCCGUCGUCGACCGCCGCCCGCGCGACCCGGCGGCCGCCCAGAACGUCGCCACGGACUUUACGACCAUGGACGAUGAUACGUUUAUCGACGAUAUGGAGGAGUGGGCCAUGUCGUUUGUCGCCGACAAGUCGAUCAACUGGGAGGGCAUGUCCCUCGAGGAGCGCGUGGAGUAUGCCGAGAAGCACGGACCCUCGGACUUGGAUGUCUUCAAGUACCUGCACGAGCGCCCCACGCUUGUGCACAGGGACGGCAAGACGCGCAUCCGGCCCGAGGAGACGGGCAACUCGAGCAUGGCGCUGGGCCUGCCGUACAACGUGCCCGGCAUCAGCUCCGAGGAGUCGCGCGACGCCACCCUCGUGGACCCGGACGACGACGGCUUGGACGAGGCGGGCAACUACACCGACCUGGUCCACCGCACGGGCCUCCAGGUCGGCGAGAUUUUCUCGCUCGCGACCAAGGAGCUGGCCGUGCGCAUGGUGAGCCAGCAGACGCGUUUGGGCAAGAUCCGCAAAUUCUCCGUCCUGGCCAUUGCCGGCAACGGCGACGGCCGUCUGGGCCUGGGCUCCUUCAAGUCGACCGAAUUCACGACGGCGCGGUCCAAGGCCAAGGAGGCCGCCAUCCGCAACAUGCGGCCCAUUCCGCGCUACGAGAAGCGCACCAUUUACGGCAACGUCGAGCAGAAGAUCUCUGGCACCGUGGUCAGGCUCUUUUCUCGUCCUCCAGGCUUCGGUCUGCGUGUGCCCCAUCACAUCUUUGAAAUGGCCCGUGCCGCCGGUAUCCAGGACCUUGCCGCCAAGAUCCCCCGGUCGCGCAACCCGAUGAACGUCGUCAAGGCUACCUACGCCGCCCUCAUGAAGCAGCGCGACCCCGAGCAGAUUGCCAUUGGCCGCGGCAAGAAGCUGGUCGACGUGCGCAAAGUCUACUUUGGUGGUGCUGUAUACUAG
Sporothrix brasiliensis 5110 is the source of this 1458-nucleotide messenger RNA. RefSeq names its product small subunit ribosomal protein S5. Gene Ontology annotation, cellular component: ribosome. NCBI's taxonomy places the organism in Eukaryota, Fungi, Ascomycota, Sordariomycetes, Ophiostomatales, Ophiostomataceae. Gene Ontology annotation, molecular function: RNA binding; structural constituent of ribosome. Gene Ontology annotation, biological process: translation. The record is from RefSeq and is a predicted model, not a curated record. The coding region runs from base 1 to 1458 and encodes 485 amino acids. The transcript is spliced from 2 exons.